Molecule: messenger RNA, 4524 nt
Organism: Nannizzia gypsea CBS 118893
Lineage: Eukaryota; Fungi; Ascomycota; Eurotiomycetes; Onygenales; Arthrodermataceae
Exons: 5
Coding region: 1-4524 (1507 amino acids)
Molecular function (GO): protein binding
Source: RefSeq, a predicted model, not a curated record
AUGGCCUGGGUGGCUCCCCACGGAGAACGUGGUCAUACAAUCGGGGAUGUCAAAAAUUUAUGGUUGCCUUGGCUUCAUGAGGAGACUGGAUUAUCCAGGACUCGAGUGUUCACCUUCGGGUAUAAUGCGAAUUAUGCCCAAGGCACCGCAUCGUUAAGUAUUCUGGACUUUGCAAAGAACCUGCUUUUCCAAAUAAAUGCAUACCGUGACGAAAAUAACAAGCCCAUUGGUUCUCAUCCUCUCAUCUUUGUAGCUCAUUCAAUGGGUGGGCUUGUUGUAAAAAAGGCGUAUAUUCUAGGAAAGCUCAUUGAACAAUAUUCUGAUAUCAUUUCACAAGUAGCUGGAAUGAUCUUUCUAGCUACUCCCCAUCGCGGGUCUAACUUCGCGUCAACAUUAAAUGCUAUCCUUCGUAUGUCACCCACCACCGGAGCAAAGACAUACGUGAAUGAGCUCGAGGACGGCUCGGUUUCAAUCGACGAUAUCAAUGAACAGUUUAGAAACGUUUGUGGUGGUUUAUACCUAAUUUCGUUUUAUGAAACAUAUAAGACGGCCAUUUCCCCUGGAGUGAAAGUCAAGGUGGUCGAGAAGCAGUCGGCUGUCCUAGGCUACCCGCAAGAAGUUUCAGCACCCCUUAAUGCAGAUCAUAAUGGGAUAUCAAAAUACCUAAACCGAGAAGAUAGCAAUUACAAAGCUGUUAGAAAUGCCCUGAGAAUGAUAGUCCAGAGAAAUACGGAGAAAGGGUAUCUGAAUGGAGAGAGUGCAAAGUUACCAGCACCUAAUUUCUCUGGUAUAGGAAGCAUUUUAGGCAUCCAGGAGUUGGGAGAUGAGUUGGAAGUUAUUAGUGAACCAAUUCAACCAGGUUCAUGUCGUUGGAUACUCGAGAAAAAGAGUUUCCAAGACUGGGCUGGCGACGGUGCGCCAGGUCUGAAUAUUCUGUGGUUAACAGGCCUACCUGGUGUUGGCAAGUCAACUCUAUCCAGCUUCAUUAUUAACCAUUUCAAACAACUCAAUGUCGCGGCGUCUUGCCAGUAUUACUUCUUCAGGGUAGGCCAACAUAAAACUCGAACGAUGUCACAUUUUCUCCGAUCUCUUGCAUUCCAAGUUGCAGAGGACCAUGAAAGUUUUCGUUCUCGUUUGGUCGAAUGCCACCAAACAACAGGAAUUCGCUUCGUGGAUCUGGAGUAUACUGUCAUCUGGCGCAGAAUAUUUGAGGGAAUUCUCUUUCAAUGCACUCCUGAGCAGCCAUUAACAUGGGUAUUUGACGGAAUAGAUGAAGCUGAAUUUCCGAUUACGAUUAUGAAACUAAUGGCUACGAUAAAAUCCAAACUGCCAAUUAGACUUCUACUCGUAAGUAGAGAAACCAGGGAGCUGUCAUUAUCUAUGUCCCUCAGUGGUUGCAGAAUCGACCGUGAAGAUAUACAGAUUGACGAUACCAUUGAAGACAUUCGAUCAUUUGUCUCCAUGUCCCUUAGCCGCAAUAUACAAGAUAAGGAUAUCCUGCAGUCUGUGAUUGACAAAGUCCUAUCAAAAUCUUCCGGAUCUUUUCUGUGGGCCAAAGUAGCUGUGGAUAGUAUCAAAGAUAACUGGCAUACUGAUUCAGAUAUUGACUAUACCCUCGCAAAUAUUCCGGACGGUAUGGAGCUGAUGUAUGAGCAAAUGAUGGACUCUGUUAUCAACCAACCCCCUAAUUUGUUAAAGAUGGCAUCAGAGAUAUUGACCUGGGUAGCUUGUGCUUUCAGGCCUCUAAGCCUUGACGAACUUGCGGUAGCUUUGAAGCCUCAAUUUGGGAAUUUCUACAAUCUGAAAGUCACCAUUCGCCAGAUUUGUGGGGGAUUUGUGAUUAUAAGGAACUCUAGUGUUAUAAUAAUCCAUGAGACUGCUAGUCAGUUUCUCGCUUCAAAACAUUCGGAUGCAUCUAUCAUAGUCGAUACUCGCAUCGGCCAUGCCCGUUUGGCUCGGAGGUGUAUGAAUUACCUAUCGCAAGGACAAUGGAAGACGGAACUUGCGACAAUUCAUGCAACGAGAGAAUUAGCCCUCCAGGACCCAUAUGAAAAGUUUCCAUUUCUUUCUUACGCUAUUGCGCACUGGACUUACCAUACCAGCUGCAUACCUAUAGAGAUGGAGGAUUUGCAGGCAGAUGUACUUGAAUUUCUGUCCCAGUUCGCUCUCGUCUGGAUAUAUGCCAUCUCUCUCACAGGUGAUUUUCAUAUAAUCAUCUCUUCAGCACAUUAUCUCCGGAAGUUUGCAAAACGAAUUAUGUAUCAUCUCACUCAAAAUCAUGCUUCAAACCCCAAGGAGAACCAAAGCCAGAGACUUGUUCUAUGGUCUACCGAACUGAUACGUCUAGUUGGGCGAUUCGGUCAACGUCUCCUAGAAUCUCCCUCUUCCAUAUACAGACACAUCAUCCCGUUCUGCCCGAGCGAGUCAAUUUUUGCACAGGAAUUUCGGCACUUAAGUCAAAACACUUUAAGAAUAUUGGGUCUAGCAUCCAGCAGUUGGGAUGACUGCCUGGCAAGGAUAACGACGGGGAAUGAUGAAGAAGCAACCAAAAUCAGCGGCAAUGAUAACAUGUUUGUCAUUAUGCUGGAUAGCGGGACUUUGGUCAUAUGGAGCUCGGAAACACUGUUAGAAAUCGGGAGGCUAGAUCACAGAGAAACGACAACAUGCAUCAAAGUUGCAGGGAAUAAGAAUAUUGUGGCCUCAGCAGGCGAAGAAACAGUUCGAGUCUGGGAUUUUGAUCUAGAAGAGGAGCUUUUGAGGACCUCAAACCCAGAGGGGAUCCGAGCAAUAUCACUGGCUUUCAGAGUAAACGAUACUCAGCUAUUAAUUGCAUACAACGAUUAUACAAUAGAGUGCAUUGGCUUAAAUACACUCCAAAAGGACUGGGCUUCUAGGGUCAUUUUACCUUCCGAAUACCAAUAUGGUCCUCCUAGGGACAUACUGUUUAGCCCUGAUACAAGCAAAAUUGCCGUUGUACAUGCUACGCGGCCUCUUGCCAUAUGGCGUACCGAUUAUCCGAAGCACCCACCACAGAGAUUUAUGCGACAAGGCUCUGGAUACCAGAAAUACCAGACUUGGAGAGAAAAUUCAAUAGACAUAGUCAAUUCCCCUCGGAAGGUUGUCUGGAAACCUGACUCUGGCGGACUUAUGGUCUCGUAUCCGGGAAUAGUACUCAUUGAUUGGAGUCUGGACGAUGAUACCCAAAGCGAGUAUCCUCACAUUGUUGCCCAUGAAAUAGCCAUCAGCUCAGAUGGAAAAUUACUACUAACAUGUGACCAUCACAACACGAUACACAUUUGGAAUACAAGCUCGUUUCGUUUACUCUAUAAGCUGAACGCAGGGGGCAAUGGCAUAUUACGAGACAUUGCAUUUUCUUCAGACUCUAGACAGAUUUAUGAUCUUCGAGAUACUGUUUGCCAUAUUUGGGAGCCUGCUGUUCUGAAACAACCAGAAGAGUACUGCAGGGGUGAUAAAGGCUUCCAAUGCUCUGAGACUCUCACUUCUCACGAGGAUACAGAUAAACAUCAAGUUUCUGCCGUUACUUGCUGUGACAAGCUGCCUUACUAUUGCGUCGGGAAAGAAGAUGGCAGCAUAACAAUCUACGAGACAAGGACAGCUAGCAGCCUAGGAAGGCUCUAUAAGCACCCUAAGGGAAUCGGGAUUAUUGGGAUCACUUGGUCACCGUCUUCCAAAUACCUUGCUUCUACCGACAAUUGGGGCAGAGUUUUUGUUAAACGAUUGAUAGAGCCUGCGCCUGCAACACCGCAAAAGUGGACUGUGUACAAGGCAUUCAAUCUAAACCCAGAAUCUGGGGUGAAACUGCUCUUUAGCACGUCGGAGGAAUACCUCCUUGUUUCCAAUUCUGAGUGUGAUCAGCUCUGGAGCAUAACAUCCAAGUCUAAAGUGCUUGAAGUGAAACGAAAGGGUGAUAGCUAUUACCGACGAUGGGUAAACCACCCUGAAAGCCCCAAGCUGUUGGUGUGUAUAGAAAUGGAAACCCAGUAUAUUCAUACCUGGAAUAACCUGGAAAGGAUUGUCCCUCAAAAUGAGGCAGCAGAUGGCCAGGUACUAAAGUACGGACCCACACCAUUCUCUACCAUAGCUUUGGACGCUCCUGAACGCAUUUUUCUGAUCCAAGAUCGAAGCCUUGUCCUUGAGCAUUCUGUCAAUAAUAGAUAUAAUUGCGAUACCCAGCCAUAUGCUUCGUCAUCCCGCCAGAUAGUGAUUAUUGACUUUGAUGACAUGCAGUUACAAAGGAGGGUCCUAAGGGAACUGUCCAGCCAAGUAAGCCGAUUGGUAGGGGUCUACCAGGGGCAGCUAGCCUUCCUUAACCAUGAUUACUGGCUGUGUACCUGGGAUUUGGAGAGUGAUGAGAAUUCCUAUCGAAAGCAUUUCUUUCUGCCGAAGGACUGGAUACUUCCUGAUACUUUAGACCUAAUUACCAUGGACUGCUCUGGCAACCUAUUAUUCCCAAGGAAUGGAGAAGUAGCUGUUAUCCAGUCCCAGCUCCGGCUGUGGGAUUGA